Molecule: messenger RNA, 1084 nt
Organism: Aspergillus steynii IBT 23096
Lineage: Eukaryota; Fungi; Ascomycota; Eurotiomycetes; Eurotiales; Aspergillaceae
Product: ketohexokinase
Exons: 6
Coding region: 61-1005 (314 amino acids)
Biological process (GO): fructose metabolic process
Molecular function (GO): ketohexokinase activity
Source: RefSeq, a predicted model, not a curated record
CUCAAGAUCGUCUUCACCAUCCUCAAGGCCAGAAGUUUUUUUCUCUGUUCCGCGCUAACAAUGUCUUUGGUCGCGGUCGGGGCAUGCUACGUCGACACAAUUCUAACAACUCCCCAUUAUCCCGGAGAGGAUGACAAACUGCGAGCUUCAAGCAUCUCACGUCGGCGCGGCGGAAAUUGUCCCAACUCUCUCGAGGUCCUCAAACAGUUGACGGGUCAAGGCGCCUCGGCGGCAGGGGUCUCGCUUGACCUUGUUGCUGUACUGCCGGCCAAGUCCUCAAUUGCUUCCCAGCAGAUUCGGUCGGCCUUAGAGCCCCGAGUUCGCCUUGACCAUUGCAUCUAUCGGGAGGAGUUCAAUGAACCUGCUUCCAGCUACAUUAUCAAAAGCCAGUCGUCCGGUAGCAGGACAAUUGUGAACUAUAAUGAGCUGCCGGAAAUGACAGUCAACGAAUUUACGCAAGUUGCAGAUGAUCGGGGAUCGAAAGCUGGAUGGUACCAUUUCGAGGGUCGGAUACCAGAUGUGAUUCUCGCCUGUAUACGCUAUCUUCGGGAACGUCAUCCAUCGGUUCGAGUCAGCGUGGAAGUCGAAAAGCCUGGGCGACCAGGUCUACAGGAACUAGCAGCGGAGGCUGAUGUUGUGUUUUACUCCAAGAGCUGGGCUCAGGGAAAUGGAUAUGGGUCAGCCGAAGAAUGCCUGAGAAAGCAGUCACUGCUCACACGCAAUGCAUCCUUGCUCUUCUGCACAUGGGGUCAGGAUGGGGCCAUGGCUCUGGAGACAAGCACUAAUAACGUUAUUCAUAGCCCGGCAUAUGCAGCCGAGGGUUUUCAGGUGGUUGACCCUGUUGGCGCCGGUGAUACGUUCAUAGCCGGCAUGCUGUACGCCCUGAUCUGGCAAGGAGAUAAUUGGGAUGUUUCGAGAAAGCUUGAGUUCUCCAAUCGAGUGGCGGGGAUGAAAGUUGCCCAAGAGGGCUUUUCUGGCCUGGCAAGGGCUUUACCCAGUGUCUAAUCACUACUGGGGUAAUCCUACCAUCAUACUGAAAAUCGAAUACACUUCCUUUGUGUGCGCUUUGGUUUAUCUGAUAGAG